Molecule: messenger RNA, 1121 nt
Organism: Rhododendron vialii
Lineage: Eukaryota; Viridiplantae; Streptophyta; Magnoliopsida; Ericales; Ericaceae
Product: histone H3-like centromeric protein CENH3
Exons: 7
Coding region: 317-760 (147 amino acids)
Cellular component (GO): nucleosome
Molecular function (GO): structural constituent of chromatin; protein heterodimerization activity; DNA binding
Source: RefSeq, a predicted model, not a curated record
UUCCAAAACCCGAAUUGAAAAAUUCUCGCAAACGGCUUCGCUCCGUGUGUCUAGAAAAGCAUAAUCCCGUUGAAAAAAUCGAAAGUAAAAUCGAGCGGGAAUUUUUUCUUCUUUUUUUUGGGCGCUUGGGAAAUCUAUUUUCUUGUGUUUUUCACAGACUGCUAACAUACUCUUCGAAAUUCGGGAAAAAAAAAACAGGAAGGCAGAGAAAAAUCCCAAGAUCUCUUCUGAAUCUCUCAGUCUGAAAAAUCCUCAUUCAGAUUAGAGACAAGAAGAACAAGUUUAAUCAGUUUUUGAGGAGCAUUUCGUUAAAACCAUGACCAGGAUCAAGCAUGUGGCCCAACGGAAACCUAAUCCCCGUCGUCCCUCCGCAGCAGCAGCAGCCGCUGGAACUAGUUCGACGCCUAUGAGAAGAAGUCCGAGGGCUGCUCCUCCAAGUUCAAGCCAGCAAACAAAGAGGAGAAAGCGCCCAGGUACAGCUGCUCUUCAGGAGAUUCGGAGAUUGCAGAAGUCAACACAACUUCUCAUUCCAGCUGCUCCUUUCAUUAGAAAUGUGAAAGAGAUUAGCAACUUUAUGAAUCCCGAAAUCACUCGGUGGACAGCUGAAGCUUUAGUGGCGCUUCAGGAGGCAGCUGAGGAUUAUUUGGUUCAUUUGUUUGAAGAUGCAAUGCUAUGCGCCAUCCAUGCAAAACGUGUAACUCUUAUGAAAAAGGACUGGGAGCUUGCGCGGCGGCUUGGAGGGAAAGGCCAACCAUGGUGAUACCAUGAAACCAGUUACCCAUGAUAGCAGUGGUGAUUUGACCAAUUAAUUGAUCUGUCGUUUUGUUGUAGUAGGAAGUAGUCCUAACCAUUUAGAUACACCAUAUCUUGAGCUGUAGCUAGUCCAAUAGUUCAGCAGCUGUGUAAAGAGCUUUGAAUUCUUCUACAUUGAGCUUAUUCUCCUUUGUCAGACGGUUGCAAUAGGAUGCAGAAGAUUUUUACGUAGCUGACAAUUUGUAUCAUUCACCAUAUAAUAGCGGUGAAGUGUAUAGACUUGUUGGAAUACUUAUCUACUCAUUCCAGUUGUUCUCCUGCUUCAUGAUAAGGGAAAAAACUAGUAUUCCUCUGGAACGUUCAGAGUC